AUGUCCCAUCCUGAUAUGACCUACAUCGUCUCAAAUGAUCCCUCUUGGUGGUCGGUUAUCAGCGGUCUCCGUUUUGCUAGCUAUUUUGCAGUUGCGUCUACUGUCUCGGUGGUAUACGAUUGGGUAUUAACAUUCGCACAAGAGUUCGAACUCAUCUGGAGGCGACGCUGGUCCUUCAUGACCAUUCUUUAUGUUUCUGUACGCUACAUCGGGAUACUGUAUUCUCUCGCGUUCACAAUAUGGUUGCUCCCAUUCCCGAUGCCAGAUCAACACAAUGGCCACGACAGCUGCAACAUCCUUUAUUUCAUAGUGGCAUGGGCGCCGAUCGUCAUCGAUGCCGCACUAGGCCUCAUCAUCAUGACUCGGCUACAUGCCAUGUAUGGGCGAUCCAACAAGAUGCUCAUCUUUCUCGCCGCAUUCUUGCUGGUUGCCACGAUCGCCGCCGCAGUUGUGAUGUUCAUGGGAAACUUGGGUUAUUCAGGGGGGGAGGCCGUGCUCUCUGGUUACCAUGUCUGCGAUUGCCAUCUUGACACAAACUCAUUGGAACUGACUGACGACAUGAUCAUACCCACCGCUAUAUGGGAAAUUUCCGCCUUUUGUCUUGCAGUCCGGAUUGUUAUAAAACGCUUCCAUGAAUUGCGACAAUCUCAAUCACAGAGCAGAUCGGCCAUCGGGGACUGUCUCACAGUGUUCAUACAAAGUCACGCGUUGUACUUUCUAGCGUGA
Molecule: messenger RNA, 726 nt
Organism: Suillus clintonianus
Lineage: Eukaryota; Fungi; Basidiomycota; Agaricomycetes; Boletales; Suillaceae
Exons: 12
Coding region: 1-726 (241 amino acids)
Source: RefSeq, a predicted model, not a curated record